Hyaena hyaena (striped hyena) is the source of this 4289-nucleotide messenger RNA. It is a transcript of the gene CUNH2orf68, whose product is annotated as chromosome unknown C2orf68 homolog. Bases 82 to 582 code for a protein of 166 amino acids. The record is from RefSeq and is a predicted model, not a curated record. The transcript is spliced from 4 exons. NCBI's taxonomy places the organism in Eukaryota, Metazoa, Chordata, Mammalia, Carnivora, Hyaenidae.
GUCGGGGUGCGGAGCUUGCCCGGCGGGAGGGCGGCCGUUGGGGCCGUUGUGUCGCCGCCUGCUCCGACCACAGGGCUCCAGAUGGAAGCGGCGCCGGACCCCGGGCCGGGACUCUGCUGUAAGCCGGGCGGCCGGCUGGACAUGAGCCACGGCUUCGUGCACCACAUCCGACGGAACCAGCUCGCCCGGGACGACUAUGAUAAGAAGGUGAAGCAAGCGGCCAAGGAGAAGGCGAGGAGGCGGCACACGCCGGCGCCGACGCGGCCCCGCAAGCCCGACCUGCAGGUGUACCUGCCGCGACACCGAGAUGGCUCUACCCGCCCAAGCAAUCCAGACUGUGAGGAAUCUGGUGAAAGCAGCAGUAGUGGCGGCUCGGAGCCAGAGCCUUCUGGCCAUCAGCUCUUCUGUUUAGAAUAUGAGGCAGACAGCGGAGAGGUCACCUCGGUUAUCGUGUAUCAGGAUGAUGAUCCAGGAAGGGUGAGUGAGGAGGUGUCGGCACACACGCCUCUGGACCCACCCCUGCGAGAGGCCCUCAAGUUGCGCAUCCAGGAGGAGAUUGCAAAGCGCCAGAGCCGACAUUGACCAGGCUGAAGGCAGUCUCGUCAGGCUGGAUUCACUGCCCAGGGAGCUCACCCCUAGUUCGGGGGUGCCAGCACCAGUCUGAACUGAUCUUGAGACACACACACACACACACACACACACACACACAUAUCCCAAGUUCGGGGGUGCCAGCACCAGUCUGAACUGAUCUUGAGACACACACACACACGUACACACACACACACACACACACACACACCCCAAGUUCGGGGGUGCCAACACCAGUCUGAACUGAUCUUGAGACACAGACACACACACACACACACACACACACACACACACCCCAAGCUGACACAUCCAUAGGAAUAGAGGGACAAGCCUGGCCACCUCCUUUGUGGCCAUUCUUUCUUAUAUCUGGGCCCAUUUGUAUCUGGAAUUUGAAAACUUUGAUUGGCUGCCUUGGUGUCCUGGAAGCAGAGAUUCCAGGGAGAGCUGAGGUUCCUCAUAGCUUGUGCUAACAUGCUGCUUUCUUACUGAGGUCACAUGCCAUGGGACACCUAGCCGCUGCGCCCCACCCAGCUCAGUGAGCCGUGUUUGUUUCUUUAUGGUUCCUUUGUUCCUUGCUUCUGCUCACUUCCAUCCACAUUUUCCUAGAUCUUUUCUUCAGCUGUUUCUUUGUUCUUUCCAUUCUCUCCUCUCUUGAUCUCAGAAUCCAUCAGUUCCACCCCACGUCCCAACAUAACUGCACCUCCCAAUUGCUCGGGACUGUGGAGGUGGGGAGUUAUCAGUCAAGUAGGAGAUUUUCAUUUUUAAGGCGGAAAGCAUGUCUCCCUCCCCUUCCAUGGCUUUUGCAGGUUUCUCUCAACACCCCCUGCCUUGCACCGUCUAGAUAGAGCUAGAAGACAAUGUCAGAACUAAACUGCAAGGGUUUCCUGCAGCACAACCUGCCUUGCAUAUGGCUACAGGACUCUAGUUUUUAGCCUCCCCAGCUGUGAAGAGACCAUCCUCUGCUCAGGCUAGAGAGGGAUCAACAAAACAAGCUUGAAACGACUCUCCUAAUGUGACAUAAGUCUUGAAUGUCCAUACAAAGGGAAAUUCAACAUAAGCAAUAAUUGCCUAUUUGGAACCCUAGUUGAAAAAAAAAGAGAAAGGAAAAGAAAAAGAAUAAAAGGCACAAAGAAAGGGCUGUGAAAUGAGCCUCUCUCAUCUUCCUCUGCCCCAUUCUUUUUCCUUUCCUAUCUCCGAAGAGUAUAUAAACUGAGAUACUUAGAAUAAAGAUCCUAGGAAUAUCACUGCUUUCAUCUCAGUGAACAUUUUCCCUAAUGCAGGGUUAGGCUGAGCUCUGAGAAGUCCACAAGACAUCCUGUGCAGAGGAGUUCCAAGCCACUUGAGAUUUCCAGCAACUGACCUAACCUCAGUGACUUGAAGUACGGGGUUUCAGUGAGCCCACGAACACUCUGGAUUUCUUGAAACCAAAGUUUCCCCCCACCCCCCGCUCCAGGGGUUUCUCUACAUCAGGGUCUCAAGAUUAGUCUGGCAUUUCCAUCUCAGCACCUUUUCUCUUAAAGGACACCUGAAGGCACUCACUGUUGGUUUGUGCCUACACCCCUGAAAAAUCUACCGCCUCUGGAAUGGGGCAAGGCAGCUACUUAAACUACAUCAUCAGAAUCUAGCAAGCUGCAGCUUGCAGUACCAGAGGAAUCCUGGGAAGGUGAGUGAGGUGGAUAAGUGAGGCCAAGGACCAGAAUGUUCCUGACCCACAGAGCUGGCCUAAGGUUAAAUGCCUUAAACUUGCCAGUCCUAGGCUCAGUUCUACUUUCAGAGGAGAAAGUCUGCCUUCUACUUACUCAGCCAGGCUAGAAGUGCCUUCUGACUUGUAAUGUUAAACACCCUCCAGAGCCUCCUGGGUCAGGGAGGCUGUGCCACACUCUAGCCCCAAUCUUCCUGCAGCUCAGAGGACUGGGGAUUUUAGUCUUCCAGCUCUUCAACUGAUCUUCCGACUUGGACAUGGGAUUUCACUGGAACUCUUAGGCUUCCUAGUCUGGAAAUACUUUUUGGGUCUGUCUUCUCACAACUGGAUGGCCUCUUUCAUGGAUUUAUUACAGAAUUUAGAAACAAGACCAGAAGAAGAGGUUGGGGGCAUGGGACCUGAAAUUUUAGCCUCCAUUCCUGUUUGUAAGAAGGGAAGUGUGUACCUAUUGUGACCUUUUAUGUGUUUGUAAUGUAAUCCUCACACUCUCAGGUAAGAAACUCACGGGAACUCCAUGUUUGUGAGCUUUUUUCUUGAGGCAUUUUGCUUAUCAAGUGCAUAUAAAAUAUUUUCCACCCUAAGAAGCAUCCUAAUUCUUAGCUAAUUUAAGCACCACGACUAGAAACCACUAACCAUGGUACUUCAACGCAAGGUUGUCCUCUCAGGGAGGCCUGUUGGUGAUGCUGCUACCACUGCUCCAGCUGUGCCUCAAAUGCUUCCCUGGGAGUGGCCGUCAGCCAGCUGGCAGCCUUCUAGCUCAGGCUCCUCGCUUAUUGCCACCCCUCAGCAGGGCUCCAAGACGGCGCUGGCACCAUCCAGUUUCUUCACCAGACUUGCCUCCAGACAUCUUCCAGCUGUUUGCAAAACUCGGUGCUUUGCCAUCAAGGAGCGUGUUCCAGAGCAUUUCCCGUAGGCUCUCCAGAUAUCACAGAGAGGUCUGCCCUGUGCUAUUUGGUACAGUGGCAACCGUGUCAGACUAACUGGAGCUUUCUGGCAGGCUGCUUCAGAAUCUACUCACUUGACUAGAUACUUUCUUGGCUGUCAGAAAGAAGUCUGGUAGCCUUAAGACCUAUCUCAUGCCCUUGAAUGUUCUUACUGAAGGUAGGCAUUGGAUUUUAAGGCUUUGUAUUUCCUGGGCCAUGAUCGUUGAUAUUAUAAAUAGAAGGAAUCUGGGGUUCUUAGGGGCUUUCGGCUGUUUAAGAGUAAACACUAAAGUUUGCAUUCUAGCCAGUUGGCAAGCAUAGAAGUCUUUGAAGAAUGUGAUGCAAGAACAGAAAAGAAGUAAAGCUUUUUGUACUGAGAGUAGGAGUCUGUGGAGCUUGGCCAGCCACUAGGACCAACGUGGGCAAUAACAAAUGCUUCUCCUUGUGGAUGAGACUCUGAAAAGGGCAUUCCACCUCCAUGAUCCACUCUGCAAGGCACUGCCAACCUGAGAUCAGCCCGUGGGGCUGGAAGAAACCUUUUGGCGUAGUGACUGUCCAACCUGCUGUGCAUUUGCCAGGAUGCAUGCAUGGUAGAGUAGCGGAUCCGCAGCCCAUUCCCAAGUGUAAAUGAGGCCCUUGCACAGAGAAAGGGGAAGGAGGACAAUUGUUUUCCUACCUCUGAGCCUUCUGGGAGAAUCAGCACAGAAUGUUGACAAUUAUUUGAAACAUCUUAAGCCCCCUCAUUGAAUUCCUGUCCUGUCUCUGAGGAAUCAGAUAGCCAAAAAGCCAUAGGCACGUACCCCACAUUUCUCCAGUAGCUAGAGUGACACUAGAAGUAAAAACCUGAGUAAAUGGCUCCUUUGCCUACUCAGAGGCACCAGAUGAGAGGUUGGUUUUACUGGUUUGAGUUGUGGUGUUAAAUGUGUAACAAGCCAUAUAUUCUUCUGUUUCCACAUUUCCAAUGUUUCUGCUGUGUGGACUAAUGAAGUGUGCAAAUUAUUUGAAAAUCCUGGAAGGAAGGUACUUUUCAAAAACAGUAUUCUUUUUGAGCAAUAAACUUAACUAUUUUUACAGCA